Molecule: messenger RNA, 990 nt
Organism: Talaromyces marneffei
Lineage: Eukaryota; Fungi; Ascomycota; Eurotiomycetes; Eurotiales; Trichocomaceae
Exons: 3
Coding region: 1-990 (329 amino acids)
Molecular function (GO): catalytic activity
Source: RefSeq, a predicted model, not a curated record
AUGGCACUUCAGCUAUUUCCUGACGUUAGCAAAACCACUGCUGUCCGAGAUGGAACGAAAUACUCCUAUAUUUACAUCCCCGCAGCCGAAUCCACAAAGCCUGCGUUCUUACUUCUUCACGGCUUUCCGAGCACGAGCUAUGACUGGCGUCAUGUAGUACCGUUAUUGCAAGAGCUUAAAUACGGCAUUCUCGCUCCAGACCUGCUUGGAUAUGGUGACUCGGAUAAGACGACAGAUGUAGAAGCGUAUUCGCUCAAACGAAUGGCAGAUCAUAUCCUUGAGCUGGUUGUAGGUGAAGGACUAGAACGAGUUGUCGGUGUUGGCCAUGACUGGGGCUCUACACUUCUUUCAACCGCUGCGUUAGCUUAUCCGAGUCGUUUCUCUGGUUUGGUAUUCACAGCCGUUGGCUACAGUCCUCCAGCACCGUUCGAUCUUCAAUCUGUGAAUUCGAUGGUGCGAGAAUACAUCGGAUACCCUGCAUUCGCGUAUAUGGAGUUUUUCAACGAGGAUGAUGCUGCGGCUGUGUGUGACUCAAACCCAGCUUCGGUCACAUCAAUGUUGUAUUCCACGACACCGGAGGACUGGAAAGCGCAUAUGGGUACAGAAGGUGGAGCAAAGGGAUGGGUUAUCAGUGGUAGGGUGGCCCCUCCUCCAUCAUGGAUGAGUGACGAGGAAGUUGCUACGCAUGUGCAAAUUCUCAGGAAGGGGGGGUAUACAGGUCCAUUGAACUGGUAUAAAUCAUUUAUUCGUGGAAUCGACAGGCCGUUUCACGCCCAGUUCACCACUGAUGAGAGCAAGAACCUCAAUAUCCCUGCGCUGGUGGUUACCGCAAAGUAUGACUAUGGCAGUCGCCCGGAGUUUCAGAUACCGGCAGCAGAAAAACAUUUGUCAAUUCGACGCAUUGAAAUGUUUGAUUGCAGUCACUGGAUUCCACUGGAAAAGCCAAAGGAGCUAGUUGCAUUGUUGGAAGAGUUUGCGAGAAGCUUAUGA